Molecule: messenger RNA, 3765 nt
Organism: Hordeum vulgare subsp. vulgare (domesticated barley)
Lineage: Eukaryota; Viridiplantae; Streptophyta; Magnoliopsida; Poales; Poaceae
Exons: 4
Coding region: 160-1341 (393 amino acids)
Source: RefSeq, a predicted model, not a curated record
CCUUCUCCUUCCUCGCUCGAUCCCCAAAUCAAAUCGCUGCCUGCUGCUUCCUCCACCCAACCCUAACCCUAGCCGCGCCGCCACCAUCCAUCCAUCCAUCCCCAAAUCUCUUCUCCUCCCUCCACCAAACCCUAAUCCCUAGCUAGCUAGCCAGCCGCCAUGGCCCCUUCGAUGGUUCUGCUCAAGCGCGAGGUUGGUAUCUCCGACGACGAGGCGGUAUCCAGCAGAGCCAGAGUGUCAAUCCCCUAUCGGUGGGGAGUAACAGGGCUACCAAGCUACAAUUUGACGAGUGAUGCAGUCAUCGAGUACCUGCAGAACUUCAAGGCCCGCGCAGUCGUCGAGUAUCCGCCGAAACUCUCCUCCCUCCGCAUACUGCCGCCGAAUUCCGCCCCGGUCCCGACGAUAUUCCUAGGCCUGGACUCGGGCCGCAUCUCCAGCGCGGACAAGAACCUUGUCGCCCUCUACGCCGGAGGGUACCGCCCUGGAGGCGAUUUGAUGGCGCAGAUGGGAGGCUAUCUGAUCUAUGACGCAAGGAAGGACUCCCUCUCCCUGAUCCCCCCUAUCCCCUCCGACGAUGUUAUGGCCAUGGGGGACCAGUCGGCCGUCGUCAUGUGCGACGCCACCGCGGAGGGCUACGUUCUUGCCGAGCUCGUCUGGAUGCCAGGCUUCUCCCGAGCCGCGCUCUGGCUGUGGGAGUCGUCCACCAAAGAAUGGGUCUUGAAGCCCGGCUGCAUGGUCCCUCCACCCAACUUCUCCGUUCACUCGUGCUUCUCUUAUCGGGGCUCUACUUUUUGCUGGGUGGAUCUGCACCAAGGCAUGGUGCUCUGUGAUCUGCACCAAGACUGCAAGUUCAGCUUCAUUGAGCUGCCCCUAGGAUUUCCAACUUAUAAUGCCUCCGAUUAUCCAGACGGCCUCUGCGCUGAGGAGUUCCGUUCCGUGGCCUGUGUUCGGGGCUCCAUCAAGUUCCUCGCCUUCAACAAGUUUGUUCAACGUCAGCCCAGCGAAAAAUUUGGACUGACCGUCUGGACUCUGCACCCUGACCACUCAGGGUGGGGCAGAAGCUACAACUGCAGCAUUGCAGACAUCUGGGCAAACGCCAACUACCAGUCUGCUGGUUUGGGACAGCUUGGUCCGUCGUUCCCUGUCCUGAGCAUCCAUGAAGACGGCGUCGUCUACCUACUCUUAGAUGAUUUCAGUGUGGUGAACCGUCAACCAGUGUUCAAAGCCCAGUAUUUGCUUCGUGUUGACUUGGAGAAUAUUGAUGUCCAGGUCUGUAAACAGAGGCAAAGGCAUAUCUAUUCCCAGCUCUUUGCCAGUGAGUUCAGUGUGCACCGAAAAUAGGAUCACCCGGUACUACUACCACCACCAUGCAUAGUUUCAUUUGCAUUCUACUGUCAUUUUAUUUAUAUAUGUUCGCUACCACUCAACAUGUUUUGAUUUGCAGGCAUGCUAGUGUAGUUUUGUUUAGUUUUAAAUGAUUUAAAUUCCAGUGCUUGUUUAUCGCAUCCAGUUUGCUUCAUACUUGCUAAUAGAAACAAAGAUAUUUGGUCAUCUCCCCAUGUUCAGCAGUAGAAGUCUGAUAUUGAUGCUCAUUGGCAAUCAUGAUUUUGGAAUCAAUUUUUACUACCAAAUUACUCUGCCCCCUUGUCAUAUCAGUACCCAACUUCGUGCACAUCAUGGUGACACUCUUUUGCAUGUUUGAAGGCUAUUUUUUUUCUUUUCUUUUCUUGCUUAUAGAGAUAGUUGUGUCAUUAGCUUUGCCCCCUAAACUUGGCAUUCAGUAAUAUAGCAUGGUAUGUCUAGUUCGCUUCUGAACUCGGAAUUGGUAUGAGUUGCUGCUGGGUUUCUUGUACACCCUAGGUUGUUUGUGUUGGUUUAAAAGGAAAAACAGCUCGAGGCCAUUGCUUUGCCGCUUGUUGUGCUCAGGAGCCGGCGCUGGCGGAUGUUUGCUCGUUGGCCUGCUACCGGCCUACUUUUCUGGGCGCUGCAGGAACCGACAAUGGUGAGCAGAGCAGAGCCUCUUCGGUUGAGGGCGGGCGCUCGUUUUUUGUUUCUUUUUUUUCUUCGAUUUGAUUUGAAUUGCGUAGAGGCUUGGCCAGGGCCCCACCAGCUGUAGCCUGACGUGGAUCGUUACGUGUCGUGUCGUGCUGGCUAACGAGUGAGGACCCCCCACCAGCUGUAGCCUGACGUGGAUCGUUACGUGUCGUGUCGUGCUGGCUAACGAGUGAGGACCCAGUGUGGAUUAUAUAUAGCUUGAACGUUGGACGUUGGCCCGAUCGGUCACCCGGACCCGGUGCCAAUCAAAAAGUACUCUGAUCGCUUUCCUCUUUGACGAGGAGCGAGUGAGAAUCAGAUUGAUAACAAAGACAAUGGCUAUGAGGGCAACGCUGGUCACCAGCGGUAAAAUUGAUAAAAAUGACCACUAGAGCGAAAGAACUCACGAAGUCAACCCGAAAGCAAAAAAAAAAAUCACCCGUCUGACCCUUUCGUGUGGCGCCCGACACCUAGGCGUCACACUACACUGUGUGACACCUAAGUCGUUGGCGCCACACUCCCGGCCACCUGGCAGAGUGGGCCCACCCCUCAGGUAGUGCGACGCCUAAGUAUCAGGCGUCACACCUUGUAAAGUAUGGCGCCGAAGGCUUAGGCACCACACUGUGACUUAUCCAGCUACGGUCCAGCCCCCUCCCCCACCCCCUCCUCAUUCCCCUCCCAUUCAUUUUUCAAACCGGCGGCCGACUCUUCUCCUCAACCGAAUCCCCUCUUCUAAAUGCUUCAGAUCUGGUGAUUUCUUUCGUGGAUUGAUCCUCCAAACUUGUCUACGAGGAUGGUGUGGCUUUUGAAUGAUGCGUAUGACGUUGAACAUCGGACCUAUUUGAUGUCGGAGAAGGAAAUGGAGCUUAUGCCCUUGAAGAUUCGGUCUCACGGAGCAUCGAUAUAAUGUAGUACGAUGAGCGGUACACAUCAUACAUCGAGAUGACAUGACUCCUUUCAUUCAUUCAGCUUGUGAGUCGAUCAACGUCCAAUCUGAAUGCUGCGGCAAUCACUGUACUUAUUGAUCGGUGGAGGCCGGAGACACAUAGUUUUCACCUUCGGAUCGGAGAGAUGACAGUGACUCUUCAAGAUGUUUCCAUGAUCAUUGCACUUCCAAUUGAGGUGAAGCCUCUUUGUAUGAGCACAGAUUUUGAGGGAUGGCGACACGAAAUGGAGGUCCUUAUUGGUAUGUCACCUCCAGAGCUGGAGGUAGAAGAUGGAGGGAAGAAAGAUAGUCCCGGCUGGUGCUCCUUUCAUUUAGAUUGCCGCCAACUUUGCUUUGUCCUCAGGACGCAAAUGACGAGGUGAUUCAGACGUAUGCUCGCGUGUACAUGUGAUAUGUGAUCUGUAGAACUAUAUUCGCUGACGGCAUUGGCAAGAAUGCUUCAUGGAUGUGGCUGAAGGCAUUGACUGUUUUUGACAACAAGUUUAGUUGGAGCUCGGUCGCAUUGGCCUACUUGUACCGUUGGACGAUGCUUGUCGCAGGUCCACAAAGGACGAUGGAGUUGGUGGUUGUAUGUUCCUACUUCCGGUAUGGAGCUGGGCACGUCUUCCUGUUGACCAUAUCUUCGGCCAUCUUUGUCAUAAGCUCGUGCCCACUUGGGCCGAAGUUGAAUGUGACUGUUGAGAAACUCAAGCCCACAUGCAUCAAGUUUUUUAUUUGCAAGCAAAGCGUUGUACAAUCUUGUAAAUCGUUUGUUCGAAAAUGCUUGACAACAAUCUUGAAGAUCA